UUGAAGCAUUGGCAGGAGAAGCAACAUUCAUCCCCAAGACUCAGCUUUGAAGCAUGUGAGUCAAAGGGGCAACACAGGGACUGUGGAGUAAUGACGCUCCCCAAGUGGACCUUCUUGUUCAUGUGCCUUCUGGCUGAUUGGGGCUGGGCUGAGGAAGAUCCCCACAGGCAACAAAAGGAACUGUUGGAUUACAUGAGUUUUCUAGAAUUUAAAGGCCGCUCUCGAAGGCAUCAAGAUAACCAAAGAUUAAUCCAGACAUUGGAGGCUAAACUGAAGGAGAUCAACUUCUCGAGUGCGAAUGUCACUUUUCAGACCAAUAACAUCCAGUCUCUGGUCUUCAAGCUCACCUGUGACUUCUCUGGGCUCACGAUCAACAGUUCAUACUUAGCAAAGACCCAAACCAGGCAUGUCAUGAAGUUCCCCACUGAGAUGACUCAGCAAGCCUGCAAAACAAAGGAGGCCCCCCAGGAGCUGCGGUUAAUCUGCAUCUACUUUGACAAGAAGGAUUUCUUCCAGGAUAAUGAUAACAGUCUUCUGCUCAAUGAUAAUGUUCUAGGAGCCAGCUUGGUGAACCAUAGUGUGUCCAGCCUGAGACAGAGUAUAAACAUCAGCUUUUGGCACAACCAAAGCCUGGAGAGAUAUAAUUUGACAUGUGUCUUCUGGAAGGAAGAAGAAGGGAAAGCCAGGUGGGGGGCAUGGAGUUCUGAGGGAUGCAAGACCAUUCUGGUAGCACCAUAUGAGGUCCUAUGCUGCUGUAACCACCUCACUUACUUUGCUGUCCUCAUGCAACUCUCACCACCCAAGAUUAGCAAGGAGCUACUGGACCCACUCACCUACAUUUCCAUUGUGGGCUGUAGCUUGUCCAUUGUGGCUUCACUGCUCACCAUCCUACUCAAUUUCUAUUCCAGAAGAAUCCUUGGAUGUUUCCCCAGGACCUUCAAUCUGGGGAUCAUAGAGCACUCCAGGAAGAAGAGUGAUUCUACAACCUACAUCCACAUGAAUCUGCAUGUGUCUGUCAUACUCUUGAAUGUCACCUUCCUGCUCAGCCCUUCCCUGACCUUGCAGCCUGUGGGGUGUGUGGUCAUGGCUGCCUUCUUGCACUAUGCUCUGCUCAGCUGCCUCACCUGGAUCGCCAUCGAGAGCUUCAACCUUUACCUGCUCCUUGUCCGGGUCUAUAACAUCUACAUCCAGAGAUAUAUCCUCAAACUCUGUGUCCUAGGUUGGGGGUUUCCUGCUUCCAUAGUACUACUUCUUCUCCUUUUGAAGACCUCUGCAUAUGGGCGCUAUGAGAUCCAAAUAAAAACCAUCCUGGAGAAUGACACCAAAUCUCAGAAUGCUUCCAUGUGCUGGAUCAAAUCAGUGGAAAUCCACCGGAUCUUUGUCAUGGGCUAUUCGGGUGUCACAUUCCUCUUCGAGCUGGUCAUCCUCAUAUGGACAAUAAAGAUGCUCCAUGGCCUGCGCUCUCGAGAGAAGAAGUGGGAAUCACGAACUUGCCAGGAUUUCACCACUGUCCUGGGGCUGAGUGUGCUGCUGGGAACCACCUGGAACCUGGCUUUCUUUUCCUUCCCUGCCUUCCUGUUGCCUCAGCUCUUUCUCUUCACCGUACUCAACUCCUUAUAUGGUUUCUUCCUCUUCCUGUGGUUCUGUGCCCAGAAGCACCGCUCUGAUUUGGAGGCUGAGACCUCCAGCUCUUCGCAGAUGAUACGGAUCGGGCCCCAGAGCCACAAUUCUCCUGUCAGACCUCCCCAGCCUUCUUCUAUCACCUGCAUAUCCAGUACGUUCCCUCCACAUGGUACAAGUCACCAAGAAGGUGGGGGAGAGAAGGAUAUGGCACAGACAAGGACAUAAGGAGUAUAGCCUUUCAGAUCCAGUUCUCUUGGCUUCCCCUGGAGCCAGAAUAUGGCCCGGAUCCUGAUCCCACACUCAGAGGACUAAUUCUCAUCCUUGGUUUUCUCUCAGCAAAAAGAGAUGGGUCCACUGCCAGAGGCAUUUAAUUUUCCCCAUUGGACAUCUUCCUCUGCGGCAGAAUGGGAAGACCCAGAUGGAGAAUGUCUGAGCAUUGGCCCAGUGAUCUUUGGGGACAAUCAUAGUAAUAAAGUGGGAAAGAGCCCAGGAUCAAUAGGCAGAUCUAAAGCCUUGAUCCUGGUAUUGAUUUACUAUUACCUUGGGCAAGCCACAGCAACUCUCUAAGCUUUAGUUUCCUAAUCUGUCAAAUGGGGAUAAUAAUACCUUUCUUGACUAUUGGGAGGGGGAGAUAGUAUAUUGUAGUAGAAAGUGUUAGAACAAGAGUCAAGAGUAUGGAGUUUUAAUCUUAGCUUUAUGUGAUCUUGGGAAGGUCGCUUCCUUUCUCUGGACCUCAGUUUACCCAACUGUAACAAGAUGACAUUGAACUAGAUAAUUUCUAGGGCCCCUUAUAUCUCUGGCAUUCUGUGAUCUUGUGACCCAUUGUGAUAAUUUCUUUUUUUUUUAAUCAUAAAAGUAUUAUUUUCCAGUUACAUAUAAAGAUAGUUUUCAACAUUUGUUUUCAUA
Molecule: messenger RNA, 2529 nt
Organism: Dromiciops gliroides (monito del monte)
Lineage: Eukaryota; Metazoa; Chordata; Mammalia; Microbiotheria; Microbiotheriidae
Gene: ADGRG5
Product: adhesion G protein-coupled receptor G5
Exons: 14
Coding region: 91-1848 (585 amino acids)
Biological process (GO): cell surface receptor signaling pathway; adenylate cyclase-activating G protein-coupled receptor signaling pathway
Cellular component (GO): membrane
Molecular function (GO): G protein-coupled receptor activity
Source: RefSeq, a predicted model, not a curated record